UGACCAUUGUCUCUCUCUCAUCUUUGCUUUCUCGUUUGCUCAAAGACAUCAACACAACGCUCUGCUUGUAUGCCUUACUGUCUUUCUUUCAUCAUGAAGUCAAAUCCAGGGCUGUAUGAAUUGGAUUCGAAUUAUCCUGUGCCAAAUGGAGGUUCUUCUUGCUUGAAUAUCUACGAGCUCUAUCAAAUCGAACAGUAUGAAGCACAGGAGUUAUUCGAGUUCGAGCAAUAUAUCAAGAUCAUUCAGUUUGCUGAAGCUGUGCGCUCUGGAACUCAUCCUAGAGUCAAAAUUCUUCCUCAACCUAACACCACAGCAUAUACGACGUUCAGGGUUUGUUACUCUAUAGUCAUUGAAUACGCUUGCUAAUAUACUUUUGCACUUCAGGCACCCAAAACUCCUAGACAUGAAGAUACCGAGUCAGUAAACAUCGGGAUUGUGGAGGCCGAUACAGCGAAUGAUUUGAAUCUCACGCAAGAAAAAUGUAAAAAGAGGAGCCGAAAGAAGAAAUGCUAUCUUGGCCAGAUCGGUAAGAAGCACGAGGAUCUGCCUGAAGCACGAUAUAUUUUGAAACCAUAGUGCAUUCGCUUAGAGCGAAUGAACUGCCGUGGCAAGAAUGCACCUCAUGGCAGAUCUGUUGAUCCACAGUCAGCCCCUACAGGCGAUUCCUUUUGAGAACUCUCUACAGUGAUAGAAGUCACUUCUACGGCGAUUGUCCCAAAUGUCGGUGGCUGCACAAAAUGCGCGGCUAGUACUUCCGGUGAGAUUGUUGUAGUGGAAAGAACUGCAAAAUUUAGCUCGAUGUUGGCUAUAACACCUAUUGAGAAAGUCGAAGAUAUCGCUCAAACGAAUCAAAUUGUUACAGGUAACUCCAUUCCUGAAUUAACGUCGCAGGCAUUUUCCAUUAGUAACCUGCCACUUCAAAACAAAAACAUUAACCAGAAUUUCCAAUCCUCAACUGCCUCUCUCAUCCCUACUACAGUACAGCACAAGUUAAUUCAGGCUCGCAAAAUUCAAGCACACCGUGCAGUCGUCGAGGAGAAAAAGAUUGAAGCACAACAGUCGGUUCAUGCGCAAGAGCAAAGUGUUACAAACCCAGAUCAUAUUGAAAGGCAGCGCCAAGCUACCCAAGAUCAAGUAACUCAAAAGCUACGCGAGCAGAAAAUCGACAUCGAAAAGCAAGUUGAUGCGCAACGUGUAGCAGUUGAAAGAUCUUUGGGCCUGGAUAAAGCUCCUCCAACUGUUCCUCGGAUUCCAUUAGGUAUGGCUCCCCGCGUGAUGACAAGCCCAUUUUUAAAUAGCUUAGUCGCUACCCCACUACUAAAUUCACGUUUGCAGACUGGAUUAAACGUGUGUUCUCCUCCGGUGCUCGGUGAACUUGCUAAGGUUCGGGGAUCUGCUUUGCAGCUGCUAGGAAGCAACAAGCAGAAUCCAGCAAAGAAGAAGCAGAGGGUUAGAGACAACGAUUGUUGAGAAGCACGAGUGAGGUUCGGAGUAAUAGAAGUAAUAGUGCGAAAGGAAAUGGAUGAAGAGGAGGGUGAAAGAGUAAUUGAGUGUGGAGGAGAAGUGAAAAAGGACGGGACAGAAAUUGGUGGUUUCGGGGAGAACUUCGGGAUAUUAAAGAUUGAUAGAGAUAUAUAGACUUGGGUAGAGAUGAGGCAAAAAUAAAUGCCAAGGGGUAAAAUGGUGGAAAGAAGCGCAAGACGAAUUCUCACCGUCUUGCCAAAGUCAAGAGCGCAACAUAGUGGGACAAGACUCGCAAUAAGAUGCGUGACGCAUUUUUGGAGAGUUAAAUGUCCAAUAAAUGAUAGUGUAUAC
Messenger RNA from Sclerotinia trifoliorum, 1815 nucleotides. NCBI's taxonomy places the organism in Eukaryota, Fungi, Ascomycota, Leotiomycetes, Helotiales, Sclerotiniaceae. The record is from the annotation of a GenBank genome assembly.